This is a messenger RNA of Coregonus sp. 'balchen', 6851 nucleotides long. NCBI's taxonomy places the organism in Eukaryota, Metazoa, Chordata, Actinopteri, Salmoniformes, Salmonidae. The record is from the annotation of a GenBank genome assembly.
AUUGGGGACUUGUCUGGACGAAUGGCGAAUAUGGACUAUCAGCGGGAAGUUCAAAACUUUAGGAGAAAUGCAAGCGCUAGGUCAUCGUGUUCUUCUCUCGCCAUGGAGAUAAAAAGAAAGAAAUAAGAGAGAACACAGUAUUCUUGCAAUCAGAGGUAAUGUGCCAGUUUGUUUGUUGUCAAACGAUUAGCUAACUACUAGGCUAGCAAACGUUAGCUAACUGAUGCUUUUCUAACGCGUCAGCUAGCUAACAAGCGUAUCCAGCUGAGCUAACAAUUUCUUCUACACAGCGUUACAGUAGUGUUAUAAUUUGUGCUCUAGCUAGCUAACGUGAAUGCAGAAAUAUUAAAGUGGUUUGCUAGCUGUGUUCCAAUGCUUUCUUUCAUGAUUACUGAUUUGUAAAACACUGGCCUCCAUUCAAUCUAUUAUGUAUCUGAUACGUUAGUCGUUACUUAAUCCACUCUGGCCCUGUCCAGAAACAACCCAGCCUCUAGCCAAGCAAACGUAAUCUCCACGAUGAUGUGAAAUACAUCGUGGAGAUGAGUUUUACUUGGUUACAUAGCCUCUAGGCACUUAUACUGACACGUAUGGAGAUGCAUACUUCCUUCUGAUGGUGGCUGUUUCUAAAUAGGACCUAGCUAGCAGAUUGUAUCGGGCUAUGUAAUGUGAUCCUCCAUUAGCCGUUACAAGAUAGGUACUGUUUGGCAUAGCACGUAGAAUCAUCUUGUCUAUUUCAAAUCUCCUCUCAUUGAUUGAGACAGGUGUACACUUUGUUGGAUUACGUCAUGGAACAAAAAAAUUGAUUUAUUUUAUAACGGAGCAUUUUCAAAAUGAAAACGAACUGCCUGCAACUGGAUACCGAAAUUUUAGAAGAUACAUGUAUUGUCCGAAUCGAGAACGAAGAUGGUAUCAUCGCCAAGUUAAGGUUGGUGGAAAAUUCUCUGCUACGCCAAACAGUACCUGUCCGGUAACGGCUAAUGUAGCGUCACAUUGGCCCGUUACAAUCUGCUAGCUGUAUAGAUAGGACCCUUUUCUCUCCUCUAUGACACCCUUUCAGUGGUCGUGAAGAACAGUUCUGCUUUGCAUGUUUAUUGAAACGUUUAUUUUUUGCUCUAUUAACAAACGAAUGUUCUUGCAGGCAAAAUGCAUGAAAAGAUGUCCACAUCUGAAUGACACUCAUGAAAUUAGAGGACAUUAAUUUGUUGUACAUAAGACAGAUUUCUAAGAAACUACAGGUGACAAAAUAGAGGAGAAUGAUGAUGUUUACAUAUUGAAAGAGAAAUUAAGGCUAAAUAAUCAUAGAACAGUAUACUAUCUAUAGCCUAUACUUUCUUUAGCCUCUCUACCAACCAUCAGAUGUCUGAGUGGUGUAAACAGAAAUUACAACAAAUUAUUUAGUCCUUUAAUAAACAUAGUCAUAAUCCCUAUGUUAAUGGUUUAUUUGUUAGCUUUCCUCUUUUAGAAUCUUGUCAACCACCUACGUACAUCUCCAUAUUAAUAAAUUAUGUGAUACUGUGAUAGAUUUUGUUUUCUAGCAAAGACCACCCAACAUGUCAUGCACCUCAUGGACAUCAAACCCUGUCAAUCUCUUGAGUCUGCCCAACCAAACAUUUUUGUCAUGUUUUGAGUUUCUUUACUUCAGAUGGAUUAAGUUCUGUUUCAGUUUCAAAUGAGUGUUUUUGACCCAUUUAACAUUCUUCACAUUUUGUCUUUGCUCUAAUGAUGUUUACCUUCCAGUAUCCCUCUUUCAUCAAGAUCUGUGUCCUCACCUCUCUCACCCAAAACCCAUCACUGUCUCCUGUCUGUGACACGUCACAUCCUUUAGCUAGAGGAUAUCACCAAACUCCUUAGCUACCUGUCUCCUGUGAAUCCACACUAUUGUAAUUCUCUCUAUUGCUAUGGUGUUAUCCCCCUCCUACAGGACACUAACAUGCAGGAGAAGAUAGACUUUGAGAUCCGCAUGCGAGACGGGGCCUACAAGCUCCUGGUGGCCAGCACCAAUAGAGAGCAGAUCCUGAAUGCCUCCAAGAACCUCCUGACCUGCAACACUCGGAUCAAGGCCUACAUGACAGAGAUGCACAAGAAGGAGGACCACGAUAUGAGAGUUGCAUCUCGUAGGAGGUAAAGAUAUCAGACCUUCUAUUUUCUGGUUAUGUGUGUUUGUUUGUGAAGUCGUGCUCCAUAAGUGAAGUUGAAUUUAUCAUGUGUUUUGUGUGCCAUAGACUAUCAGAUCGCAUUUCAAAUGAUCAUAUGGCCUGCAGAGGAAAAGUGGCAUUGUCUGGUAAGUUCCUUCUUUUUUGUCAGAAGGGAACAAUGACUGUCCUGUAUCAUAUGUUUCCUUUCAUAUUUCAUGAAGAUCAUUAGAUAUUGAGCCGAGCCGCUUGUCUUAUCACCGUUGUUGGAAAGUAUACUGGGAUUCUUUCAUUUACUGACAGGUUUGUCUUUGUCCUCCACUGUAGGGCUGCGGAUACCGUUGAUGUGGAAAGACUCAGACCACUUUAAUAACAAAGGGAGUGAGUAACUUAUGUCAUUUAUUGUUUUCAGUGAAGGGAAAGGAAAGCUACAGAGGAAAAACCGAAGCUCUGGAAAUUCAGUUCAGUUCAUUGAGACAACCUAAUAACUAAAGCAAUUCUCAUAUACAAGCCAUGUCCUUGCCAAUAUUCAAAAUAUGUGUGGUCUUUUGUAGCUCAAUUGGUAGAGCAUGGCGCUUGUAAUGCCAGGGUAGUGUGUUCGAUCCCCGGGACCACCCAUGCGUAAAAAUAUAUGCACACAUGACUGUAAGUCGCUUUGGAUAAAAGCGUCUGCUAAAUGGCAUAUUAUUUAUUAUUAUUUAUUUAUGUAUUCUGAGUCUGGAUGUAGUUAUGAUUGUGAAUCCUGGUUUUAGGCUCGCGGCGGGUUGCCAUCUUCUGCCUGAUGAGAAUUGGAUCAGAAGUUUUUGACACUGAGAUGGUGGUUGUGGACAGAUCUAUGACGGAUGUUUGUUUUGAGGGUGUAACGGUUUUGUAAGUAUUCCCCACAAGUACAAACUCAUAUUGUUGAAAUGGGAUACCUUGGUUCUAUGUCUACAGGACCCUAUCAUGUUCUUUCCAGUCUUUUGUUAAAGAUGCACUCCGUUAUCCAAAUUUGUAACAUAUGGCACAAAUUGGAUUCGUAACAUAUCAAACCAAUUACGAAAUUCGUAUAUCAUCAUACAAAUUGCAGAAUUCGUAACAUAUCACACGAAAUGGAUGACAUAGUACACAAAAAAUGGGGACCACUUUUGGCUUGUGAGCACCACUUUCAAAACUACUGGCUGAAAUUAUACAAAAGUUUGAGAAUGCAUCUAUAAGUGUUCUGAGUCUUACAUUUCCCUCCUGAUUGACAGUAACGAUGUUGGGCCUGCCUUCGAGCUGAAGGUGGAGCUCUAUAGCUGUGCCAUAGAGGAGGAGACCACCCUGGUCAACACCCCAAAGAAACUGGCCAAGAAGUUCCGCAGUUCAUUCGGCAGGGCAUCUGGGAGGAAACUCUGCCCCCUGCUUGAAGCUGGAGACCCCGACGCUUUCCUGCAGUCCAACCCAAUACCCCUGUAUGUGAGCUGUAGUUAAGGCCCAGAGUUUUCCCUGGUCAGGUCUCAUGGUCAGGAACAACGUUGGGUGCUGAUUAUAUGUAAUGGGUAGGGCCCAGAUUCUUUCCUGACCUAUAGUGCCAGCUAUAAUGUACUGUAGUCACCCCUUUUGGUUAGGCAGUUGUUGCCUUUUGCCUAGUCAGUCAUCUGGUUAAUCUUGUAUGUUAAAUCACGUUGGGUCUCUGUCUGUCCUUCCUAGGGGGGCAAGGUACAGCCUGCUGGCGUACACCUCUCUGGGCUUGGCCUGGGCCGAUGGGGGCUUCCAGUCCCAUUCUCUCAUAGUCCUCCAGGAUGGUCAGAGCAACACUUCAUUGCCCAUUCUUUUAUAUACUGCUUUGCGUUACAGAUACAUUUCAUUGCCUGUUUUUGGCUUCAUAAAGGAUUGUCACAAUAUGCCUUACAUGCCUUGUUUGGACUGCUUUCUCUUUAGCUGAGUCGUCCUCCUGGCUGCCUCUCUAUGGGAACCUCUGCUGUCGUCUAGUUGCCCAGCCCAUCUGUAUGACCCAGGACAUGAUGAAUGGCUAUCUGAUUCAGCAGGUGAGCUAACUGUUAUCAACCCUCUGACUGCUCCCUGACAAACUAUAGAGUACCAUAUCUGACCCUGCCAGUCAAGCCCUGAUAAGCAGAGCUAAAACCUUCUUUAGUCAUAUAACAUACCAUUCUGUGGCGUAGAAAAGUAAACCAAUGUCUUACCAUAGCUCACUACAUAAUACCCAUAAUAAAUAAUAAUUGUCUUCUAUUCCAGCAAAGUGUGGAGGGGCUGUCCCGGUGCUGCAGCCUGUACUGUGUGCUCAGGGCUGGGACUCUGUUCUGCUACUACACCCCUGAGGAGAUCACUGCCAAGGUGGAGCCCAGCCUCAUCAUACCCAUCAACAAGGUAGAUGUUGCCAUGGUAACCGACCCUGGUGAUUGUGAUAGAACAGCACGUAACUGUUAGUUUUCAGUUUGUCAUCCCUGGGCUCUCCUCUGCUGUUUCUCUGUCCAGGACACUAGGAUCCGUGUGGUGGAUAAGGGCCCUCAGAAGAGGUCCAACAGUCUGACCAUCACCAACCCAGUGGUGGGGGGUGCUCUGACCAACGUCUUCACAACUGACAGCAGGGAGGAGCUGGAGGACUGGAUGGAGGCAUUCUGGCAGCACUUCUACGACCAGAGUGAGUGUUUGGAAGAGUUAGCAAAAACCCUUAUCUCAUGCUCUUUCUUUCAGAGAUUUAAUCAAAUUCAUAUUUCGCCACCCAACGCUCUGAUCUGAUUUGUUUUCUGUCUCUCCCAGGUCAGUGGCAGCACUGCUGUAGUGAGCUGAUGAAGAUUGAGGUUACGUCGCCAAAGAAACCCCCACUCUUCCUCACCAAACAGGCUGACUCUGUCUACAAUGACCUGAGUAAGUCCAGUGCCCUAAAAAUCUUUGACUACAUAUUGUAUUGUCUUAGAUUUUGCUGAUAUGCAGUUUUGGGUGAGAAAAUACAACUUACUUAUUUUUUAAAUGAGCCCUGCAAUACACACACAUUAAAUAUAAAAUGCAAUCAAUCAAAAUAAUUAAAUCAAAUAUUAAUCAAUCAGAUCAUGUGAACUCUUCUGUGAAGAGGUCACUAAUUAAGUUUCUGUAAAACUGCCUUACAGAAACCAGUGUUGGGUAAGCUGUCAUACACUAUUUAUAUACUAUAUGAUUAAUUUAGUCAGUUUUCCCCAUUUGUUCUAAAGGUAUAAAUUCUCCUGGAAAGUUUGAGAGUAUCACCGACAUCAUCCACAACAAAAUCGAGGAAACAGGGGGCCGCUUCCUCAUUGGUGAGGAGGAGGCAAGGGAGCCUCCUAAAUGGUCCACUCUGUUUGACGGGUCCCUCCCCAUGGUGGUGCAGAAGAGUGUUCUGUCUCCGGGCAAAGAGAGUCCCUGUCCCAGCCCCACUCCCAGCUCCAGCUCUGUCUCCAAUGGCAACAAGAAGAGGCGUGCCCCGCCCCCACCUGCUGACAAGCAGCCUUACGGCUUCCCUCCAGCCAGACCCCCUCCUCCGUAUCAGGAGAAGGACAACGUUGGGGCUGGGGCGCGAACCAAGACAGGAACCAAGACAGGACGGCCCUCGCUGGACGCCAAGUUCUCUGCCAUCAUCCAGCAGCUGCAGAGGAACCCUGGUGGCCUGUCCAGAAAGAACGCCCCCCUGGGCCAGAUGGAGCCUCCCCAGCUGGAGCUGGAGUACCCCCAGACUCCUGAUGUCCCCCCCAGGCCUGCCCCCGUUCCUGCUCCACGCAACAAACUGAGGAAGUCCUUUAGGGAGAAGAUGAACCCUAAAGCCUGGUGACUGACUGAACAAGGGACCUUACCUGGGACUAAGGACUGAAGACAGGGUCGCCAGUGGCCCAAAUAUGCCUCUAACUUUUACUAAUAGGACCUAUUCAGGUGUUUUAGGGGAAUUUCUUAAUGACUAAGCGACCGUCCUUAAUGAAACUGUCUUAAUCGAAUUUAUGCCCAAGUGUCCAAAUACUCACUGUAGGAAUCUUAGCAUGUAUGGACUGCAAAUACACUUGUGAAUGUCUGAAUGUGGGACCUUUGGGAUGAAUAACGUUCUCGUGGUUCUUUUGACAGGGUGUACCUAACCACUACGAUAAUAGACUAUGAUAAUAGUCCUUAAUGCAUUGGAGGCCUUUCUAACCAGAACAUAUCACUGAAACGAUAUAUAUUGAACACUUAUCAGAGACACAGCGAAUGGUGGAUCUAAUGUAAGCAUUGCAUAAAAUGAUGUUAUAGGCCAGUAGAGGAGGAGAAAGAAGUUCAGGUUUGCACUGCACUCAAUAUAAGCAGUGGCCUGAUGAUUGAAAUGGGACAUGACACUUUCUAGUGGACCAAACUAAUGCACAGUACACCGUGGCCUGAGCCAGUUAUCACUUUCUCUUUUUACAAUACAAUGACAAUAAUUGGUUUUAAGGAAAUGUUUUUGAAUUGUAGAUGUAUCAUUAUUGUACCAAAUCAUUUGCACUUUUUUUUUGUAGUUAGACUUGCUAAAAUACACAGGAAUUCAAAGCACCAUGCCGUUUCUCAUUUUUAAUUCAAUUGAAGUAUUUGUUAACAAUAUUCGGUGGAAUAUGUUUGAAGCUAAUGGUUGUACUAGACAUUUCUGAUUUUGUUAUUGUUGAAAAUGUGUAUUGUUGAUGUUUUGUGUAGCCCUAAUGUAUUAGAUUAUGUUGUUUCCCUCCACUCAUAUACUGUAAGAUAUCUAACGGUCUUCCAUGCUCUGGAUUAAAACCCAUUUCUACUACA